CCUGCAUCCCCCCGCCCGCCUCGUCUGACACUAUGCCUGGCACCAUUAUUACUCCAUCUCCAUCUUCUGGACUCUCGUCCUACUACCAGGCCAAGAUUGAGGCUGCCGAACUUGAGAUCAAUCAGAAAACCCAGAAUUUGCGGCGGCUGGAGGCGCAACGGAAUGCACUCAACGCAAGAGUGCGACUGCUACGGGAGGAGCUACAGCUGUUGCACGAACCCGGUAGCUAUGUGGGAGAGGUUGUGAAGGUCAUGGGGAAGAACAAAGUUCUUGUCAAGGUCCAGCCGGAGGGGAAAUACAUCGUUGACUUCGACUCGGAGAUCGACGUCGCCUCGCUCACACCCUCGCUACGCAUCGCCCUCCGCUCUGACUCCUACACAAUUCACAAGAUUCUGCCUAACAAGGUCGACCCCCUCGUCUCCCUGAUGAUGGUUGAGAAGGUGCCGGAUAGCACGUACGAGAUGGUCGGUGGUCUCGACAAGCAGAUCAAGGAGAUCAAGGAGGUUAUCGAGCUGCCCGUCAAGCACCCCGAACUUUUCGAGUCCCUUGGUAUCGCGCAGCCCAAGGGUGUCCUUCUCUACGGUCCCCCAGGUACCGGAAAGACACUCCUCGCGCGUGCGGUAGCACAUCACACCGACUGCAAGUUCAUCCGUGUCUCGGGCUCGGAGCUCGUGCAGAAGUACAUCGGUGAGGGCUCGCGCAUGGUCCGCGAGCUCUUCGUCAUGGCGCGCGAGCACGCCCCGAGUAUCAUCUUCAUGGACGAGAUCGACUCUAUCGGCUCGUCGCGAGGGGAGAGCGGUUCGGGUGGGGGCGAUUCGGAGGUGCAGCGGACGAUGCUGGAGCUGCUGAACCAGCUGGACGGGUUCGAGUCGACGAAGAACAUCAAGGUCAUCAUGGCUACGAAUCGGAUAGACAUCCUUGACUCGGCCCUCCUUCGGCCUGGUCGGAUUGAUAGGAAGAUUGAGUUCCCUCCUCCGGGCCCUGAGGCGCGAGUUGCCAUUCUCCGCAUUCACUCUCGAAAGAUGUCGCUGCAGCGUGGUAUCAACCUGCGUGCACUGGCGGAGAAGAUGGGGCAGUGCUCUGGUGCCGAGGUUCGCGGUAUCUGCACAGAGGCUGGGAUGUACGCGCUGCGUGAGCGCAGGCAACACGUCACGCAGGAAGACUUUGAGUUCGCCGUUGCGAAGGUUUUGAAGAAGAACCAGGAAGGGAACACCUCGGUUAACAAGCUCUUCUCAUGAUGUAGCUACUUCUUGGUGGCGGACUUGUAUUCGCGUAGCUGUAUCUUUUCUUUUCUUCAUCGUGUCUCCCCGGGUGCAUGGGCACCCACGCUACACUUCUAUUCAGGUUAAAUGUACUAGUGGCUAGUUGACGGAUCGUGGACAGAUGGUAGAUGUAUCCCACUCUGCCGAGCUAUGUGUGUUGAGAGUUGCGAUGGCCGUGGCGCGCAGUGUGAACAGUGGUUCUGCCUGUAACUCAGUAGCAUCCUCCACGGUCCCACUCCCAUUAUUCGGCUGUAUUUGAGUCAUCAGCGCAGGCCAGGCACUUUUUGAGGCGGGCCUCCUCCCUUUCGUUCGUAUCCCUAAUGGACCACCAGCAUGUUCACCCCAGAUCCCGUCGGCUGCCCUCUUUGCUCGACAACCCUUUCGGCCCCUACGACCCGGCCUACGCCCAUACAACCGUUCUCCUUCACAGUUGUCCCUAAUUGCUUAACGUGUACAUCCAUGACGAUCAAGUGGAGGUACACUGGCCCUCAGAGGCCGUUCACACUCGUCGUACACGACUUUGAUCCCUUCCAGAUCCGCCCCCUCGCCAGUGUCUCCCAGACCCGACGAGAGGACACAACGUCCUUCGUCGUCGCCUCAGGACUCGACUCGACCGACCUCACAUUUACCUGGCCGAUCGUUGACAUUCCCUCGGGCUAUUACAAGCUACACGCUACGGGGAACGGGUUCUCCGUCGCAUCCCCCGAGUUCUUCGUCGGUGUCGGCAUGAACACCUCCUGCCUCUCCG
Molecule: messenger RNA, 2010 nt
Organism: Dichomitus squalens LYAD-421 SS1
Lineage: Eukaryota; Fungi; Basidiomycota; Agaricomycetes; Polyporales; Polyporaceae
Product: endopeptidase
Exons: 6
Coding region: 33-1238 (401 amino acids)
Biological process (GO): proteasome-mediated ubiquitin-dependent protein catabolic process
Cellular component (GO): proteasome regulatory particle, base subcomplex
Molecular function (GO): ATP hydrolysis activity; proteasome-activating activity; ATP binding
Source: RefSeq, a predicted model, not a curated record